Molecule: messenger RNA, 717 nt
Organism: Achroia grisella
Lineage: Eukaryota; Metazoa; Arthropoda; Insecta; Lepidoptera; Pyralidae
Gene: Naa80
Product: N-alpha-acetyltransferase 80
Exons: 2
Coding region: 112-717 (201 amino acids)
Biological process (GO): protein acetylation
Cellular component (GO): cytoplasm
Molecular function (GO): N-acetyltransferase activity; acetyl-CoA binding
Source: RefSeq, a predicted model, not a curated record
CGCGGCGCGAGAGUGGUGUUGUUUUUAAGAAUCAAUUUAAAAUGUCCAUACCUGUUAUUUGAGAUAAAAUAUGAGUUUAUAUACAAGAAGCAGUUGCUUGGAAACCAAACGAUGGAAACAGAAAAUCUUUCAGUAUUACUUCUCCAUUACUACCCGCAGUAUUUAAAACAAUGCUGCGACUUAAUCAACGAGGAAUGGCCUCGCAGCGAAACCGCCAGAAUGAUGUCUCUUCAAGCGUCACGUGACGCACUACCGACUAGUUUUAUUUUAGUUCAAGACAAAAAAUGUGUCAUAGGGCAUUGCAAACUUACUCCGAUCCCAAGUAUCCCCGAGAGUUGUUUUGUAGAAUCUGUAGUUAUAAGUAAAACUCUCCGAGGUAAAAAAUUAGGUAGUUACCUGAUGAAACACAUCGAGGAUUACUGUAAAAAUGUUUUAAAUUUAAAAAUGAUUCAUUUAUCAACAAAGGGACAAGAGAAUUUCUAUUCCAAACUUGGUUAUACAGUUUGCAAGCCUGUAUCAAUUUACGGCACUUGUUUGUCAAAUAAAUAUAUAAUUGAACCUCAUAGUCAUAAGACUGAUAAUUCAGUGCCACAGGAGAAUACUCCCAGUACAGGAACGCCGCCUCCACCGCCCCCACCGAUGCCGAAAGUCGGUUUAAAUAGUAAUAGUAACAUUAAAAGUAAUAAAACUUUUAUGUUUAAGGAUAUAAUUGACUAA